Molecule: messenger RNA, 2471 nt
Organism: Phalacrocorax carbo (great cormorant)
Lineage: Eukaryota; Metazoa; Chordata; Aves; Suliformes; Phalacrocoracidae
Source: RefSeq, a predicted model, not a curated record
GAGACUGCAAGAGCAAUCCUCACUUAGCCACAUGUUUUGGAAUUCAAGUAGUUCUGUCAGGCACUCAUGCCUUCUACUUCCAGAAGGCCCAUGGGUCAUGCUUCAGAAAAAAAGCAGGCUACCUGGGAGAUUCUUUUACUUGUGCAAGUGCUGAACAGCAAAUAGAACUGUUCUAAGUUUAUUUGCAAGAGACCACAAUCAUCUAUUUUUUAAUCCUGGGCCAAGACUCGCUUCUUUGUUCUGGUAAUGUAUGCUUUAGAAUAUGGCUUUCAAAGAACGUGGUUUCAACUGUGCUGUAAAUGAGGAAGAAAAGAAAGGCUGCCCUGACUGUACUGGAGGAUUUUGUACUGCCCUAGCAGACUUGCAGCAGGCAGGGAGGGUAGAAGUGGUCUCUCUCCACCCUGGGCUCAGACACUAUCCGCAGCUCUGAGGAGUGUCAGGAAGUGUCAAGAAAGCCACAGCAGAGUCACGGUGAGGGUGUUUGGUGCUUGUCAUUAGUCAUACUUGUCACAAAGAUGACAGCUUAAUUCUCCUUAACGCUAAGUAUUCUGAACCUACAGACAUCACUGACGUUCACAAAACCACCCACGCUGCUUUAAAACUUGGCCUGGUGUCUGACUGGGUAACCUUGUGCUGGUAGGGCCACACUGCUGUUGUGGUGCAGAGGAAGGCCAGUCCUGGAGGUGUCGUGCACUGGUGUAAUUCGUGGCUGGAAGUGAGAGAGGUUCUCCUGGUGGAAGGGGUGUUUACCUCAGAGGUGUUCACAUCUGUGCUUGUGCGCAUGCAUAGAAGAGCCAUUCCAGUAAGAGAUAGCUCAGUUGUCAGGGCUGUGAACAUGUCUAGACCCUGUAAAAUGGCUUUUUCUCUUGACUACAGUUUUGCUGGCAUGCUUUGAGAGUCCCUGAGUAUAGAGAGGUUCAUUUUAUAAGCAUCAGCAUUUGUUUUUCUAUACAUUUUACCCCUACUUUGCAGUACCGAUCUGAGUACAAGGUGAUCUACUCUUUACCAGUACACUUGCCAAUACACUUACAUGUGAGCAUUGCUUUUAUGUGGAGAGAGGCAUGCCAAUGGCAAUGGUCAGGAAGCAUUCUGGCUGGUCGAGGAGAUUGGUGGAGAUCUGCUGGGUCCCAGGGUGCUACAGCUCCAGGAAAAGUUAUUUCUGAGGAACCUUGGUAGGGUAAUAGAAGAGGAGCGGGUCAGGCUUUGAGGUCUGCUGGCACACUGGCAUGGAGCCCUUAUAACAUGCUGUUCUGACAGAAGGGUGGGAAAUAAGCCCUCUCAACAUCUGUUUGUGAGAGAUCUCAUUCUGAAAAUAAAACCUCAAUUUUCAGUGCUUUUAGAAAAAAAUAGAGCAGUGGAGCUGGGAAAGGUGUCAGGAAGCACCAGCUUUCCAGAUGCUGUCUUUUUGUUGUGGUUUCCAGUGACUCAGAGAAGGAACAGUUUGUGGCCCUGAUGCACCUCUUGCUGGCCUGCGGUUGUGCGGGUCCUCUGGGGAACUAAGCACCUGAUGCUGUUUGCUGCUUCUCUUGACAUCUUACUGCUGUGGAAAGGCCGUUCAGACCCAGUCCUGCACAUUGAGCUCAGACGGUGGGCUGACCUCAUGUUGGUGGCACCUCUUGAUGCAAACACGCUGGCGAAGCUUGCAAACGGCAUCUGUGACAACCUGCUGACUUGUGUCAUCCGUGCUUGGGAUAUGCGCAAACCUCUGCUCUUCUGCCCGGCUAUGAACACGGCUAUGUGGGAACAUCCCAUCACAGCUCAGCAGGUGGAGCAGCUGAAAAACUUUGGCUACAAAGAGAUCCCCUGCGUGGUGAAGAAACUAGUGUGUGGAGAUGAAGGUCGAGGUGCCAUGGCAGAAGUGUGGACCAUUGUGGAGAGCGUGAAAAGCAUCCUUGAAGAACGGGACAUGUCAAUGCAGAGCUGAUGGUUUGGCAUGAAAAUUGUAUUUGUGUGCCUCCCUGAUGGUUGGAAGGUAAAACCAACAGGAAGCUGAGUUGAGAUGGCAGGCAUGCCUAUAGCGUGCUCUUCAACCGAAGGAGUGAAACGGUUGUGUCUUCCAGCUGGUGCCAAACUGAUAUGUGGUACAUCACUGCAGACUUUCAGAAACCAAAGUCAAGAACAUGCUGCUUUAGUGUGGGAACACUCUGUGGUAUCUCACAGAGUGGGAGUAACGUUCCACUAGGCCACUUGGGCCCCAGUAUUUUCACAUGAGCUCCUGUCUGAGGAGGCUUCAGAAGGGAUUGCUGAUGUAUUUCAGGUCCAGAGAUUCCCCCAAGAGCUGCUAGAGAGUGGUGCUGUGCAAGUCCUGGUGAUGGGGAUAAUGGCAGCCCUUUCCAGCGUGUCAGUGUGGGGACAUCCCUGCUCUCCAAAACCUGGUCCGUAGCAGUGCUGGCCUCACGUUUCCAGCAGGAGUCACUGUCCAAAAAGCAUUUCCCCUCCUGGAACUUAAUAAAAGAGAGCUUUUAAUUCUA